This is a messenger RNA of Rotaria sp. Silwood1, 636 nucleotides long. The record is from the annotation of a GenBank genome assembly. NCBI's taxonomy places the organism in Eukaryota, Metazoa, Rotifera, Eurotatoria, Philodinida, Philodinidae.
AUGAAAAGUCUCUUUCGAUCUCGUAUACCACCAGAAUUAACACCAACACAAAUCACUAGCUUAUCUACAGAAUCUCAUUUACCAGCAGAAGAUAUUAAAGAAUGGUAUGAACGUUUUAAUCAUUGUUAUCCACGUGGUUAUCUUUCUUAUAAAGAAUUUAUAAGUUAUUUACAACAAGUUAAUACUCAAAAUGGAAAUGAUAAUCGUCUUACAAAAUCAAUGGUUAAACAAUUAUUUAAUGUUUUAGAUUUAAAUGAAGAUAAACAUUUAAAUUUUGAUGAAUUUUUUCUUUUUAAUAGACUAAUUAAUCAAGGUUCAUUAGAAGAAAAACUUAAAUUAAUAUUUCGUUUAUAUGAUCGAGAUAAAAAGAAAUAUUUAACACGACAACAACUUGAAAAUAUAUUAUCAAAUAUGUUUGAUUUAUUAAAUCUUUCGAAAUCAAAAAAUGGUUUAUCACAAAACAUUGAAAAAAUAUUAAAUCGUGCUAAUUUUAGUAGUCAAAAUACAAAAAUAAGUUGGAGCACAUUUAGUACAUAUGUUCUGAAUGAUCCAUCAUUAUUUGCAAUGUUAGUGUCAAAUGAUAUUGAACAUGAUGAACCUGACGAUGACGUUGACUAUUUAGUAACACGAUUUUGA